AUGAGAAGCAGUGACGUAUUUUCUCUUCCAGAACUGAAAGUAUCCGCAGAUGGAGUGGAUGAGUUUGAAUCUCCCAUGAAAAAUUCACAACUUGCAUGGACUGCCAUGUCUAGAGAAUUUCUUAAUAAUAUUUCGUAUACAGAGCAGAACAUUCACACAGAAAUUCAACUUGAACUCAUUCGAAAGGAAAUGCAAGAGAAGGGAAUCCUGUCACAGGAAAGAAUAGAAACAAAAACAUACGAAAAUGAGUACACAAUAAAGCAUUCUUUACUCCGCAGUAUAUCAUGUAGACUAAGACAUAUCUGUGAUGUAUUACGUAAUAACAUAGAAAAAGACAAGAAAAUAAAAUAUAUCAUAGACCACCACCACAAGAAAGAGUAUAUGCACAGAAGAGAUAAUCAGCUAGUCAUACACAUACACAAGAAUGUAUUUCUACCAAUUACUACAGUACUAAACCCUAUCAGUCUAUCCUAUAUCACAGGAGUAUUAUACUAUAAUGGAGUAGAGUAUACAGGGUACAUAACAGAAGAAGAACUACCUGGGUAUAAAGAAGAAAUAUCACAGCAUAAUCCUAAAAAUCCCUCAGAUAAUUCAGGGGCAUGUUCAGGGAGUGCACAGUAUUCAGAAGAAGUAACUCAAGAUUUAUUUGAGAGUGCAGAUCCUGUUGAAUUAGUCAGAAUUCUUCCAAAAUACAUUUUCCAGUGCAGGGACAGGCUAAAUUCAUCAGAAAUUCUUCAAGAACACUUCUGUGGUAAAAAUAGGAUAAAAGUAGAAAGAAGAGAUGUAAAACCCGAUAUAACCCUAAACAACAAAAAAGUAAUUUUUAUUCUGUGCGCUAUGAAAGAAGGAUCUACCUUUAAGAAAUCUCUUGAUAUGAUGAAAGAUAAAGGAAUAUAUAUAUAAUACAUAACUCGAAAUAACCCAAAAUUACAAUUCAUUAGGAAUUAUUAUUUUUAAUCCUAUCCCACUGAGAAUAGAAAAUAUUCCACAAACAAGAAUAAAAUCCUUGCCAAUCGAUUGAAAUAUUUUUGAUAAAAUAAAAAAUAUUAUAAUGUCCAUUAUCUGCUGGUAUAAUCCGUAUAUAGCAAUAAAAUUACCAGAUGGAUUAAUUAGUACCGGCAGUAUACCCAGUAAUGGGGUUAAUAAGUAUACUAUUACUAUUAACAUAAGG
Molecule: messenger RNA, 1171 nt
Organism: Nematocida parisii ERTm1
Lineage: Eukaryota; Fungi; Microsporidia
Exons: 1
Coding region: 1-903 (300 amino acids)
Source: RefSeq, a predicted model, not a curated record